Galleria mellonella (greater wax moth) is the source of this 1847-nucleotide messenger RNA. RefSeq names its product putative inorganic phosphate cotransporter. The transcript has 12 exons. The record is from RefSeq and is a predicted model, not a curated record. The coding region runs from base 223 to 1746 and encodes 507 amino acids. NCBI's taxonomy places the organism in Eukaryota, Metazoa, Arthropoda, Insecta, Lepidoptera, Pyralidae. Gene Ontology annotation, biological process: monoatomic anion transport; transmembrane transport. Gene Ontology annotation, molecular function: transmembrane transporter activity.
UGUUUAAACAUUUCAAUGGCUCGACUGGCGAAGGACCUGUUUUGUAUAUGCGUGAAAAUUUUUAUAACAUUAUAAAAUACUUUUGUGUGAACAUCCAAUACUACAGAGAAGUGAAUACGGAAAUAACUAUCGAUGAAAAACAUAUACUUAACUAUUAAAUAAUAAAGUGCUAGAACUAAACGCGAUAAUAAUUAGGUCGAGAGGAAACGCGAACAAACAGAAAUGGAUGUGGAAUUAAUUAAAUAUCAAAAUGCAGAUGAUGUACCUCGUAACAGAAACUACAAGUUCAGGAUUGGCAUUCGUCACAUUCAAUUGCUGUAUAUGUUCUUGAUAUGCGGUGCCAUGGGCGUUCUACGCGUGAGUCCUGGUGUUGCCAUGCUCGCCGUCACUGACACGUCACGAAUCAAUGAUACGUACAUACAGAUCAAAAAUUGGGAUAGAAAAACACAAGGCGUGGUAUUAUAUUCCUUUUUUAUGGGAUACGCAAUAAUGCUGGUGCCCGGAGAAUUGUUUCUGAAGAGGAUCGGAGGCAAAUACACGCUGGCCGUGGCUCUUCUAUUGAACGGUGGAUUGUGUGUCGCAAUGCCGACCGUAAUAAAUAAAGGGAAUGUGUUGGCUGUGUCUGGGAUGCAUCUGUUUAUGGGAAUGUCACAGGCAUGUGUGUCGCCAGCAAACCGGGCAUUGCUCGACAAGUGGUUACCGCCUCAUGAGAGAAGUCUGUUUGGACGGAUAAUUUUUAUGGGCUUACUCCUCGGUAUGAUAUUAGCACUUCCUGUAAUUGGAAUCAUAUCUGAAGCCCGCCUCGGCUGGGAACUAAUUUACUAUAGCUUGGCUAUGAUGGCAUUUUCAAUAGGUGCUAUAUGCAUUUUACUGACUGCAAAUUCCCCAAACAAACACCAAGCAGUGGGCGAUACUGAGAAAGAGUAUAUAGCAGUUGCCAAGAACAACAUGGAGAAGAUUGUAAUGGAGAAUAAGGAAAGGAAAUAUCAAAACACUAAUGGAAAUAUAACUUCCCCACCAAUACCAUGGUGUCAAAUAUUGAAAACUUCUCAGUUUUGGAAACUCGCAUUCUCGCAUGUCAGUUCGAAUACAGUAUUUGUGUUUUGUCUUUCGGAUAUGCCGCUUUAUUUGCAGAAUUUUUAUCCUACUCUCAGGGAGAACACGUCCUGGAUGGCAAUAUUUUAUACAAUGUGGCUACUUAUGGAACUGCUAGGAAUGAUCGCCUCAUACAUUUACAACCAUUUCUUCAGAUGGAAUGAAAUUCCAUUUAGAAUAGUUUUUUCAUUUAGUUUUAUUGGUAUAACAUGUGGAUUACCAAUUCUACCGUACUUAAUACCAGAUUGGAAUAUCACAGCGAUGAUCACUCUGAUGACUAUACUAGCAUCGUUGAGUGUACAGACGCAUGCAGUAAUGAAGAAUGUCAAGGAAAUGAGAGAUAUGGACCCUGGGACGGUUCUGAUGUUGACCAGCACAAUCGCUAGCCUCGCCGGAGCUUGCAUACCUUUGCUAACGGGUUUCAUAAUCGUCGAUAAAAUGAACAUGCACCGCUGGCGUUACCUUUUCUUUACUCUUAUGACAAUAGUUCUGUUUUGUCAAGCGGCAUACUUUAUACUUGCAAGUUGUUCAAAAGUGUCAUCGAGGAAUAGAGUCAAAAGAGGUUAUCACUUAACUGGUUACGAUAACUCAUCAGAAUUGCUCGAGAUAAAAUCAAAUCACAAAACGGAACAUGAGGCGGAAAAAAUAUAAUAGAAAUUGCAAAUUUACCAGAACCAGAAAUAAUUGACUGUAUGGCGUUUCAAGGACUCCGAAAUUUUAAGAAAUAGAAAUAAAAACCAUAAGAUCUCUUU